Messenger RNA from Halichondria panicea, 969 nucleotides. Its product is annotated as dihydropteridine reductase-like. Gene Ontology annotation, biological process: tetrahydrobiopterin biosynthetic process; L-phenylalanine catabolic process. The transcript has 7 exons. The coding region runs from base 71 to 784 and encodes 237 amino acids. The record is from RefSeq and is a predicted model, not a curated record. Lineage: Eukaryota; Metazoa; Porifera; Demospongiae; Suberitida; Halichondriidae. Gene Ontology annotation, molecular function: NADH binding; 6,7-dihydropteridine reductase activity; NADPH binding. Gene Ontology annotation, cellular component: cytoplasm.
GUAUUUUAACUGGGCGUGACUUAAAAUCGGCACGCCUAUAAUUAUAUCGAAAACUGAACUGUGCAGAACAAUGGCGGUUCCUCGUGUGUUGGUGUAUGGGGGUAAAGGUGCCCUGGGCUCUGCUGUAGUGAACAUGUUCAAGACAAAGAAUUGGUGGGUGUGCUCUGUGGACCUGUUUGAGUGUGAGGCUGCUGAUUGCAACGUCACCCUCACUCCAACUGACAGCUGGACCAGCCAAGCAGAGGAGGUUUCUAGCAAAGUUGAUGGUGCACUAGGUGACAGUAAAGUGGAUGCCAUUGUGUGUGUAGCUGGAGGAUGGGCAGGUGGUAAUGCUGCUUCCAACGAGUAUGUGAAGAACUGCGAUCUGAUGUGGAAACAGAGUGUGUGGACAUCUGUGCUUGCGUCACAGAUUGCUGCUAAGCAUCUCAACAGUGGAGGUUUCCUGCUACUGACUGGCGCCAAAGCUGGUCUGGAAGGAACACCUGGGAUGAUCGGAUACGGGAUGGCAAAGGCAGCUGUUCACCAGCUGGUGGCGAGUCUCUCUCAACCAAAGAGUGGAAUGCCAGAGAAUAGCUCUGUCGUUGCAAUCCUACCAGUGACCCUGAACACCCCUGCAAAUCGCAAAGCGAUGCCAAAUGCUGACUUUGCUCAGUGGACACCUCUGGACGAGUUGGCCAGUCGGCUUGUCAGCUGGAGCGCUGGCGAGGAUAGACCCCCUCCCUCCACCAAUCUCCUGCAGGUGGUCACAGUGGACGGGGUUACCACCUACACCCCCGUCAACUGAUUGACUACUGGACUAUAGAUGUACUAAGAGUAUAAUUAUAUACAUACUGCUAUAAACUUGUCUAGCUCUGUUCUCAUACUGAUACAUGCAGUGUACAUACAUACAUUUAUCUGUCCCUAUUAUAUAAUUAUAUACCGAGUAUUGAAACUCACUUUUUGUUUAAAAAAUCAUUGCACAUUUGUCAA